CUGGCGGUGGUGGCGGUGUCGGUUAAUCGUGGCCGGCGGUGCGACCGAGCUUUUCCCGCUCGUCAUUCAGCCGCCACGCAUUCCGCAAGUCAGUUACGGUCCCGCGAUGGGCACGUUGCGCACCUGCCUUUGUACACUGAUCUGGGUACAUGGUCUCGUCGACGCUAUAGACUCCAGACGACCGUGGUUCCCGGAACCGGUACCAAACGUGACCGUUAUCGUGGGAAAAGACGCCCUGCUCACCUGCGUGGUUCAGGACUUGCACCAUUUCAAGGUCGCUUGGGUUCGUGUUAGCACCCAAACCAUACUGUCUAUACACCACCGAAUGGUGACCGAAAAUGCAAGAAUAACGUUAUCUUACAAUGAUCAUCGGACGUGGUUUCUACACAUCCGCAAUGUACAGGAGACCGACAGAGGCUGGUAUAUGUGCCAGAUCAACACGGAGCCCAUGACAAGUCAAAAAGGAUAUCUACAAGUUGUCGUUCCACCGAAAGUGAUCGACGAAGAAUCCAGCAUGGAUCUCAUAGUGAAAGAAGGAUCAGACAUGAUUUUACAAUGUAAAGCCCGGGGAUAUCCCGAACCGUACAUAAUGUGGCGAAGAGAAGACGGGCAGGACAUAAACUACAACGGUAUCACAGUGAACGUGAUCGACGGAGAAAAGUUAAUGAUCAGAAAGAUCAGCAGAUUGCACAUGGGAUCUUACCUGUGCGUGGCUUCCAACGGGGUGCCGCCUACCCGCAGCAAGCGCAUCAACGUCACCGUACACUUUCCUCCGAUGUUGAUGAUUCCUAAUCAAUUAGAAGGAGCUCGAAUAGGGGUCUCUUCGAAACUGGAAUGCCACACGGAAGCAAAUCCUCCUUCCAUCAAUUACUGGACGAACGAACGCGGGGAUAUGAUCGUCUCCGGUUCAAGAUUUUUAGACGAUAAAAUCAGAACUGGAUACGUGUGCAAAAUGAUUUUGCACAUCUCAAACGUUAGUACUGAAGAUUUCAGUAGUUACAAAUGUGUAGCAGUAAACGCUCUUGGCGAGACUGACGGCAUCAUUAAACUCUAUGAAAUCACAACUGUCGUCGAAUCAUCCAACGAAGUAAUUUUUGAAGGUGGAAACUACAAGUACAGCGUCAAUGUCACCGAAGUAACAGAUUAUUUGGAUGGGACGACCGGUGCCAUUUAUGACAAUGUUACUAGCUACGUUUCAUCUAGUCAUACACUUGCUCAUAGUUUUAUUUUGUAUUUAAUAUUAAUAUCAAUUAAUGACAAUUUGUUAAAUAUUGUAUAAUGAGUAGUGAUUAAAUUUUAAAUAUGUAAUAUAAUAAUUCUUGUAUAAUUAUUCUACUGUGAACUUAUGUUUGAUUUGUUUUAAUUUAUUUAUUUGUUCAUUAUACAUGUAAACAGUGUCAAACACG
Messenger RNA from Acyrthosiphon pisum (pea aphid), 1406 nucleotides. RefSeq names its product lachesin. The coding region runs from base 107 to 1279 and encodes 390 amino acids. The transcript has 9 exons. Gene Ontology annotation, cellular component: neuron projection. The record is from RefSeq and is a predicted model, not a curated record. NCBI's taxonomy places the organism in Eukaryota, Metazoa, Arthropoda, Insecta, Hemiptera, Aphididae.